Messenger RNA from Dovyalis caffra, 684 nucleotides. NCBI's taxonomy places the organism in Eukaryota, Viridiplantae, Streptophyta, Magnoliopsida, Malpighiales, Salicaceae. The record is from the annotation of a GenBank genome assembly.
AUGAAACUCAACUUUUCAAUCUUUAUCAAGCUUUUGACAAUACAAUACCUUUCAGUUCUUUGUGUUUCUGAAGAUUUUGAUUUUUUCUACUUCGUUCAACAGUGGCCAGGAUCUUACUGUGACACAAAACAUAGUUGUUGCUAUCCAAGGACUGGGAAACCAGCUGCAGAUUUCGGCAUCCACGGACUUUGGCCUCAGAAUAAAGACGGAUCGUACCCACAAAACUGUAACCGGGAUAGUUCUUUGGAUGAAGACCAGAUCUCAGACUUGACAAGCAGUUUGCAAAAGGAUUGGCCGUCAUUGUCCUGCCCCAGCAGCACCGGCUUCAGCUUCUGGUCACAUGAAUGGGAAAAGCACGGGACCUGUGCAGAGUCCGAAGAAAUUGACCAGCACGGUUACUUUGAAGCAGCUCUUAAGCUGAAGGAAAAAGCAAACCUUCUCCAAGCUCUUAAAAAUUCAGGAAUUAAACCAGACGAUGAGUUUUAUGACUUGGACAGCAUAAAAGAAGCUAUAAAAGAAGCAACUGGAUUCACUCCAGGCAUAGAGUGCAAUACCGAUGCAUCCAAGAAUAGCCAGAUCUAUCAGGUUUUCAUGUGCGCAGACAUUUCUGGGUCAGAAUUCAUAGAAUGUCCAGUGGUACCAAAGAGAAAAUGUGCGUCAAAGGUUCAGUUCCCUAAGUUUUAG